AUGCGUAUGAGUGUGACUAUGAGUAAAGCCCAUAACGCCCCUAAACGAACUGUUUCAUUGCUUAAUAUGGAAGGAGAUGGCUCCGUUCCCCGAGAGACUGGAUUGCUUCACGCAGGAUCCAUAAACAUGAGUUCUUAUUUAGGGUCAUUGAUUGAUCAUGAAAUCUGCAUGGGGAGGGAUUGUAUAAGGAGAAAGUUCUUAGGAAACACCAGACACUGGAAACAUAAAUCUCCAGGAUCCGACGGGAUACAUCCUCGCGUGCUCUAUGAACUGGCAGGAGUCUUCACUGCUCAACUUACAACACUGUUCAACACCAGCCUGGCGUCAGAAGUUUCACAUAUGGGGAACAAUUCUAAGGUCACAAAUCUUCUGGAGGCACUGGAUAUAUGGACAGAGGCACUGAGCCACAAUCUCCCUGUAGGUGUUGUCUUCUUGGAUGACGCGAAGGCAUUCGACACUGCCACACGAGCUCCUCCUAACCCAGCUGUCUACACUUGUAUCAUAAACAAUACUCUAGACUGGAUCCGAUAUUUCCUGACUAGCAGAAGUCAAAUGGUAAAGGUGAUAGUGAUGAUGAUGAUACGUUGUUAUGGAAGCGAAGCCCAUGGACCAAUUUCAGGGCUGAAAAAGAGGGACUUUUACACUCUUUACACUGGCAGGAUAAGGUUCACAAUGGGCGACAACAGCCAUUCCUGCCGUGGGUUUGAAACUCCGACUUUGGGGAACGACCUCUGGCCAAUGGGCUUUGACGUGGACUUGGCUUUGGAUGGACCAGGUGCUCGCAAGGGCCCAGGUGGACCACUCACCUCUGCGGGGCUGGGGGGUGGAGGGCUUAACUCCCUGCAGGCUGGAACCAACGCAGGAGCUGGGGCUUACAAUGACAUCCACCAGCUCUCCAAUUUAUCAUCCAUAUGGCAGAGGUUUGAUGAUCUCCAAGCUGGGGAUAUCUGCCAGAUGACAGACCUGACAAAUUCUCUGGCCAAGGGUGACAGUGAAACGGCUCAGAGCCUCCUCGCAAAGCUAGCUGGGCAGGACUUGGGACCUGAUUUGUCAUCAGGAGCAGACCCCUCACACAAGGAGCUGGAGUCCUCUUUGUUUGACCAAGCACAGGGCAUACCGCAUGGAGGGGCAGCUAAUGGCCAAGGAAUUACUCUAUCGCACAAAUCCCAGUUGGAAUCAGCGGAAAUUUAUGGGCGGAUGACCUGUUAUGGGGGGAAGCUCAUCUUACAGCUGCGUCACUCCAAUGUAAAUACAAACUACACUCUGAAUGUGAGUGAGUGCUGGCUUUGUGGUGAAAAAGUGACUGCAGGGUCACAGCUAUGUACCCACAAACAUUCAUUCAAUGGUGUUUUUCAAGUGAAUGAGGAAUUCAUCCAGUUAGACAUAGACCAUUACAUUCCUGAACAAACGCUUGACCCUCAAGAUGGACAGGAGAUGACAGACAGUGUUUUGCAGCACUCAGACUCCUCAGGGAUGCAUCAUGACCUCGGCAGCACAAGGGAGCUAGAGCUGCCUGAGAACAUCAGUGGAGGAGAUGCUCUGGUGAGACUAACACUCUUGGUGAUAUAUGGCUGGUAG
Molecule: messenger RNA, 1578 nt
Organism: Penaeus indicus
Lineage: Eukaryota; Metazoa; Arthropoda; Malacostraca; Decapoda; Penaeidae
Exons: 8
Coding region: 1-1578 (525 amino acids)
Source: RefSeq, a predicted model, not a curated record